AUCAGCCCCGUGGAGUUGGCCGUAAUCUGGGGCAACCACAGGGCGCUAGAGAAGCUGUUGAAGCAUCCGCAGCUGAGGCUGACAUCGCAUUCCAAGCUGCUGAACGCGGUUAUCAGUCGCCUGGGUGAGCAGCCACUGGACGACUUCUGUGACCACCAGCGCUGCUUCCAGAUGCUGCUCGAGAGCGAUCGUGUGGACAUCAAUGAGGCGGACAAGGCUGGCCUGGUGCCACUCUCCUAUGCGGUCAAGUAUCGCAACACAAAGGUGGCACAGGAGCUUCUACGGCAGGGAGCGUACAUCGGGGCGAGAAGCGCGUUCGGAGAUCUUCCCAUACAGGAGAUGGACCCGAAAGUGCUGGAGGAGCACUUCGAUUCCUGCAUCACCACCAACGGGGAGAAGCCCGGUGACCAGAGUUUCGAGAUCAUCAUCAACUACAAGAAUCUGAUGAGACGCCAGCGAGAGCCCGGGCAGUCGGACAAGCGGAGCAUUGGCCAUCUUCACCAAUUGGAGGACGAGAUGACUCCAAUCGCACACAUCGCCGAUUCCAAGGAGCUGCGUUACCUGCUGCAGCACCCGCUAAUCUCGAGUUUCCUCUUCCUCAAGUGGCACCGCCUCUCGGUGAUCUUCUAUCUGAACUUUCUACUUUACUCUCUCUUCACUGCCUCCAUUAUCACGCAUACGCUCCUUAAGUUCCACGAAAGCGACCACACGGGCCUGACUGCACUCUUCGGCCUGUUAUCUUGGAUAGGGAUUGUGUAUCUCAUGAUCCGAGAGGUGCUUGCCAUGUCGCCGCUGCUGUACUUCAGGUCCAUCACGAACUUGAUGGAGGUGGCUCUCAUUGUCUUGUCGAUCCUAACCUGCAUGGAAGCCAGCUACGACAAGGAGACGCAGCGCAUACUGGCCGUCUUCACCAUUCUGCUGGUGUCCGUGGAGUUCUGCCUGCUGGUUGGCUCCCUGCCAGUACUCUCAAUUUCGACGCACAUGCUCAUGCUGAGCGCCGUCUCCAGCAGCUUCAUCAAGAGCUUUGCUCUCUACUCGAUCUUUGUGCUUACAUUUAGUCUGUGCUUCUACAUACUGUUUGGCAAGCCCCAGGUGGAUUCCUCCUCUCCGAAGGUCUGCACGCAAGAGCCAGCAAAGGAGGGAGAAGAUGAUGGUAACUUCAACACAUUCUCCGUGCCCAUCGAGGCGCUCAUCAAGACGAUUGUGAUGCUCACGGGAGAAUUUGAUGCCGGUGACAUAAAGUUUGACAGCGUCUACACUUACCUGAUCUUCCUGCUCUUUGUGUUCUUCAUGACCAUUGUGCUGUUCAAUCUCCUGAAUGGUCUGGCUGUCAGCGAUACUCAGGCCAUCAAGGCCCAGGCGGAACUGAACGGCGCCAUUGUCCGCACCAAUCUGCUGACCCGCUACGAGCAAGUUCUC
Molecule: messenger RNA, 1419 nt
Organism: Drosophila miranda
Lineage: Eukaryota; Metazoa; Arthropoda; Insecta; Diptera; Drosophilidae
Product: transient receptor potential cation channel protein painless-like
Exons: 2
Biological process (GO): monoatomic ion transport; transmembrane transport
Cellular component (GO): membrane
Molecular function (GO): protein binding; monoatomic ion channel activity
Source: RefSeq, a predicted model, not a curated record